Messenger RNA from Contarinia nasturtii (swede midge), 532 nucleotides. RefSeq names its product protein transport protein Sec61 subunit beta (gene Sec61beta). Gene Ontology annotation, cellular component: Sec61 translocon complex. The transcript has 2 exons. The record is from RefSeq and is a predicted model, not a curated record. Gene Ontology annotation, biological process: intracellular protein transport. The coding region runs from base 157 to 447 and encodes 96 amino acids. Lineage: Eukaryota; Metazoa; Arthropoda; Insecta; Diptera; Cecidomyiidae.
CAUUUCAUACACCCAAAGCAUUAAAUAUUAGACGUGGAUUCGUUCAUUGCAUACCAGUCAGUAAAAUACAAGUUGUCGGUCGAUUUUUGUGUUCUCAUCACUCAAAUAAUUUGCAGUAUUUCUUGUUAUCGUUAAAAGACAAAUAAAUUUAACAAAAUGCCAGCCCCAGCAAGUUCAACAUCGGUCGGUAGUGGAACACGUUCACCAAGCAAAUUGGCAAGUCCACGUUCAAGUGCCGGCGGCAGUAAUUUGAAACAGCGCAAAACAACAACCACAACAGCUGCCCGUAAUCGUACCACCGGCACUGGAUCAGGCGGUAUGUGGCGUUUCUACACAGACGAUUCACCAGGCUACAAAGUUGGACCAGUUCCAGUGUUAGUUAUGUCGUUGCUGUUCAUUGCAUCUGUAUUUAUGUUACACAUCUGGGGCAAAUACACCCGCUCAUAAGUUCAAUCACUAAAAAUUCAUUUCAAUAUAUUUAUAUAUAAAAGAAAAGGCAAAUAAAUUUUCUACGAAAAAUCUCCAACCCAUA